Saccharomyces cerevisiae S288C is the source of this 885-nucleotide messenger RNA. RefSeq names its product Yhi9p (gene YHI9). The record is from RefSeq and is marked reviewed. The coding region runs from base 1 to 885 and encodes 294 amino acids. The transcript has a single exon. NCBI's taxonomy places the organism in Eukaryota, Fungi, Ascomycota, Saccharomycetes, Saccharomycetales, Saccharomycetaceae. Gene Ontology annotation, molecular function: catalytic activity.
AUGACUUUAAUGGUACCUUUCAAACAAGUUGAUGUAUUCACUGAGAAGCCCUUUAUGGGAAAUCCAGUAGCAGUAAUAAACUUCUUGGAAAUUGAUGAAAAUGAAGUCAGUCAAGAAGAAUUGCAGGCAAUUGCCAACUGGACAAACUUAUCAGAAACAACGUUUUUAUUUAAACCAUCUGAUAAAAAGUAUGAUUACAAGUUGAGGAUCUUUACUCCAAGAAGUGAAUUGCCAUUUGCUGGUCACCCAACCAUUGGUUCAUGUAAGGCUUUCCUUGAGUUCACCAAAAACACCACUGCGACUUCUCUCGUCCAGGAAUGUAAAAUAGGCGCUGUUCCAAUAACAAUUAAUGAGGGACUAAUUAGCUUCAAAGCUCCGAUGGCUGAUUACGAAAGUAUAUCGAGUGAGAUGAUUGCUGAUUAUGAAAAAGCGAUUGGUUUGAAAUUCAUAAAGCCUCCUGCUCUUUUACAUACUGGGCCAGAGUGGAUCGUGGCGCUAGUAGAAGAUGCAGAAACUUGCUUCAAUGCAAACCCAAAUUUUGCUAUGCUUGCACACCAGACAAAACAGAAUGACCAUGUGGGAAUUAUCCUAGCGGGCCCUAAAAAGGAAGCCGCCAUCAAAAACUCCUACGAAAUGAGGGCGUUUGCUCCGGUGAUAAACGUUUAUGAAGAUCCUGUUUGUGGUAGUGGUUCUGUAGCCCUUGCAAGAUAUUUGCAAGAAGUUUAUAAGUUUGAGAAAACCACGGAUAUUACCAUUUCUGAGGGUGGAAGGUUAAAAAGAAAUGGCCUAAUGUUAGCUUCAAUUAAGAAAGAAGCUGAUAAUAGCACUUCCUACUAUAUAGCAGGUCAUGCCACUACCGUUAUUGAUGGUAAGAUCAAAGUUUAG